This is a messenger RNA of Paramuricea clavata, 329 nucleotides long. Lineage: Eukaryota; Metazoa; Cnidaria; Anthozoa; Malacalcyonacea; Plexauridae. The record is from the annotation of a GenBank genome assembly.
ACUUCCGGAAACAAGGAAAUUGCGCAGUAUUUCGUGUUCUGCCUUUCAACACUGUGUCUGUGGUUUCUGUGUUUGCAAUGGAGAAUUCGGUUUCAAAGGGGAUUGAAAUGGCACCGCAGUUUUCUGGCUAUUUAGAGUUGAAAGAGUAUCAACGGCAGACCAUUGAAGCCUAUCUAUAUGGCAGAGAUGUGUUCGUUUCGGCACAGACAGGAUAUGGGAAAAGCUUAACCUUUGAGUUAGCUCCGCAUGCUUUCGAGUACUUGUCGGAAAAUAACAAGGGUCUAACAAGUCGUUGGUUCUCGUCGUCGUUCCGUUGGUCUCGCUUAUGA